Molecule: messenger RNA, 2335 nt
Organism: Cucurbita maxima (winter squash)
Lineage: Eukaryota; Viridiplantae; Streptophyta; Magnoliopsida; Cucurbitales; Cucurbitaceae
Product: COBRA-like protein 7
Exons: 4
Coding region: 199-2163 (654 amino acids)
Biological process (GO): cellulose microfibril organization
Cellular component (GO): membrane
Source: RefSeq, a predicted model, not a curated record
UAUAAAUUUUUGAUUGCUAAGCCAACAAUUUUCAUAUGCAACGUGGUUUGAAUUUUGUUUCCACCAUUCCUACAGCUUCCCUUUCGCUGUUUUUCUCUUUUCCACAAUCCACGCGUUUCCUCUCUCCAAAAAUUCUACUAUAUUUUGUUUCAAAUCUUUUCAACUUUCAAACCCAGAAAACCCCAGAAGCCCCAAAUCAUGGCGUCCAACUUCUGGGUCACCGCCACCGCCGAUCUGCUCCUCCUCCUGAUCUUCACGGUCAUACCCUUUUCGAUUUGUCAGCCAACUGACCAAGCUCCGCCUCCCUCCGCCGAUUCUUGCAAUAGUAUCUUCUUGUCCUAUAGUUUCAACCAAGGAACGAAGCUCCCCCCUAAUGUCACUGAUCGGACCCGUCAGCCGUACCGAUUUGAGUCCACUCUCUUGAUUCUAAAUAACGGCCUUGAGGAGCUUAAGUCUUGGAAGGUUUUUGUGGGGUUUCAGCACGAUGAGUUCUUGGUCUCGGCUUCCGGCGCCGUCCUUGCCGAUGGGAAUAGCGUUCCCGGAAACGUCGGCAAUGGGACCGUCUUUGCUGGUUUUCCGAUGACCGAUUUGAAGACGGCGAUUGAAACUGCUGGAGACUUCACUCAGAUGCAGGUCCAAGUCAAAUUGGUUGGGACCCAAUUUGGGGUUGCCCCUCCGAAUAGUCCGAUGCCUACGAAUAUUUCUCUUGCCAAUGAUGGAUACCUCUGCCCUCGGCCAACUCUACUAGGAAAGAGUGAGAUGCACGUCUGUUGUAGACCCGAUCCAAGUGUUAAAACGAACAUCACAACUAGUGAAGAGUUCUUGCCUCGCCAAAAUGGCGAUCUAACGAUCAUGUAUGAUGUGACAAGAACCUAUGAUUCAAGUUAUUGGGCACAAGUCAAAAUUUCUAACCAUAAUCCUCUUGGUCGUCUUGAUUAUUGGAAGUUGAGCUGGGAAUGGAUGAAGGAUGAGUUCAUCUAUUCAAUGAAAGGUGCUUAUCCUUCUGUUGUUGAUUCUACUGAUUGCAUUUUUGGUAGACAAGGCACUUAUUAUAAGGAUUUAGACUUUGCCAAUGUAUUAAGCUGUGAAAAAAAGCCAACAAUUGUUGAUUUGCCUCCAACUAAGGCCAACGACACUACGCUCGGGUUGAUCCCGUUCUGUUGUCGAAAUGGGACGAUCUUGCCUUCUCAUAUGGACUCAAGCAAGUCGAUUUCAGCGUUUCAAAUGCAAGUUUUUAAAAUGCCACCAGAUCUCAAUAGAUCUCAGAUUACACCACCUCAGAAUUGGAAGAUCAGUGGCGUUCUAAACCCGACGUAUAAAUGUGGUGCUCCAUUGAGGGUAAGUCCUAGCGAAUUCCCAGACUCAAGUGGUUUACCAUUGAAUUCGACUGCAGUGGCUAGUUGGCAGGUUGUUUGUAAUAUAACCCACGUCAAGGACGACACACCAAAAUGCUGUGUUUCAUUUUCAGCUUACUACAACGAUUCUGUCGUCCCGUGUAGAACAACGUGUGCUUGUGGAUGCCCGCAUAAUGCUGCUCGUACAUGUAAUGCAACGUCCUCUGCAAUGCUCCUCCCACCGGAAGCCCUUCUUGUUCCGUUUGAGAAUAGGACCGCCAUGGCUGUGGCUUGGGCUGGUCUUAAACACUACCCAAUUCCCAAUCCCAUGCCUUGUCCUGAUAACUGUGGUGUGAGUAUCAAUUGGCAUUUGUAUACCGAUUAUAGAGACGGAUGGAGUGCAAGGAUUACUCUCUUCAACUGGGACGAAGUGAACUUUGCAGAUUGGUUUGCUGCAGUUCAGAUGAAGAAAGCAGCACCUGGUUUCCAGGCAAUGUACUCGUUCAACGCGACGACCUUGGAACUGGAUGGUGCCAAUAAUACUAUCUUUAUGCAGGGUAAUCCUGGACUAAACUAUCUCGUAGGCGAAACGGACGGAGUCCACCCAGAAAGGGAUCCGAGGGUACCCGGAAAACAGCAAUCUGUGAUAUCAUUUACAAAGAAGAACAUACAAGUUCUUAACAUGGCUGCUGGAGAUGGGUUCCCCACUAAAGUGUUCUUCAAUGGGGAAGAAUGUCUACUUCCAAAAACAUUCCCUGUUAACGACAGCCGAAGGAACUUAGCUUCGUUAAUUCCGAGCAUCCUAAUGCUACUAUUCAUUCCCUGUUAACGACAGCCGAAGGAACUUAGCUUCGUUAAUUCCGAGCAUCCUAAUGCUACUAUUCGUGUUCGUGUUUGUUCAGCAAUAGCCCGGAAAGAACGAGAAGAAUCACAUUAUGUUGUAGCUGCUGUUAAUUGUUUUAUUCUUUGAAGGAUUGAAGAUGAAAUGGAGCAUUUUCAGG